GAGAAGAGAGCCGCGGAGUGGUAGUGGUGGCCCUGUUCAGUAGUCGCGGGGGUUUCCUCUGGUGUGUGCUGUGCGUGCGUGGUGGCGGGGGUGAUGCCGAUUGCGGCCCAAUUAGCAGCAGCGUCGUCCCACUGAUCUGGAGGUGUUCUGCGCCAUUGCCGCAGGCUGCCGUUGGUCGAGCUUGGGCCCGCCGGUGUUCCACAAUGGAGACCCCGAUGGAGUAGUAGCGUACCGCAGCCAGCGCGCCGCUGGGUAUCGGCCUUUGUCUGGCGGCGACACCAUGGCGGUGGUGGGUGCCCGCUCGGGCCGCCCCGUGAUCGCGUUCACGGGCGCCACGGCGGCCGCUCCUCAGCAGGCCAUCCUGACCGCGGCCCAGCCCUUCUACCACCCGCCCGUCACGGUGCAGGAUAUACAGCCGGACAGACCCAUUGGAUACGGAGCCUUCGGCGUCGUCUGGUCGGUCACAGACCCACGAGAUGGCAAGCGAGUGGCCCUCAAAAAGAUGCCCAACGUUUUCCAGAACCUGGUCUCCAGCAAAAGGGUCUAUCGUGAGAUCAAGAUGCUCUGCUUCUUCAAGCAUGAAAAUGUCUUGUCGGCACUGGAUAUCCUACAACCUCCACACCUAGAUUUCUUUCAAGAAAUAUACGUCACAACAGAACUGAUGCAAAGUGAUCUGCACAAAAUCAUAGUUUCUCCACAGCCACUCACUUCGGAUCACCUGAAAGUUUUUCUUUACCAGAUAUUGAGAGGCCUCAAGUAUUUACACUCCUCAAGGAUUCUUCACAGGGACAUCAAGCCUGGCAACCUCCUGGUUAACAGUAAUUGUGUUCUUAAGAUCUGCGACUUUGGGCUGGCUCGUCUGGAGGAGCGGGAUGAACAGCGGCACAUGACGCAAGAAGUUGUGACUCAGUACUAUCGGGCCCCGGAGCUCCUCAUGGGAGCUCGUCACUAUGGUUCGGCCGUCGACAUCUGGUCAGUAGGCUGCAUCUUUGCCGAGCUGCUGGGACGACGCAUCCUGUUUCAAGCACAGACUCCCAUCCAGCAGCUGGAGCUGAUCACUGAGCUGCUGGGCACUCCCCUGCUGGAGGACAUGAAGCACGGUUGUGAGGGCGCCCGUGCCCACCUUCUACGACGUCCCACCAAGCCGCCCUCCCUGGCGGCCCUGUACACCCUCUCGCCACAGGCAACGCACGAGGCAGUCCACCUGCUCUGCCAGAUGCUUGUCUUCAACCCUGACAAGCGCAUCAGCUGUGCGGAUGCCCUGUCGCACCCUUACCUGGAGGAAGGGCGGCUGCGAUACCACUCCUGCAUGUGCCGCUGCUGCCAGAGCACACCGGCGGGUCGCUGCUAUGUGGCUGACUUUGAGCCGGUCGCACCACACGCCUUUGACGACUCCUUCGAGACGGAACUUCUCUCCGUGCACCAAGUGAAAGAAAAACUGCACAAGUUCAUUCUGGAAAGGUGUGCCACGUCAAACCGGGUCCCACUCUGCAUCAACCCUCUUUCGACUGCUUUCAAGAGCUUUGCUAGUUCGACGGUGGCACACCCUUCGGAGCUGCCUCCGUCGCCCCACCAGUGGGAGUGACACGGGCGUCCUCCCCUGCACCACCCGUGACCCUUGCUGUUGCCAGCCUCGGGGGCCCAAAGGCUGCAGCAGCUGCCGCAGCUUCACCGACGCAUCGUUCACCACUGCGAUCACCACUGUCACCACCAUCACUGCCCGUCGACAAUGGCGGCACUGCUCCCUCCUCGGGCCCCCCAGUGGCAGCAGCACCACUGCUGAGCCAACUCGGCUGCUGCCCGACACUUUCGGCACCAGUGCGAGAUCGGCUGCUGUCGACUGUCUCUCUUUCACACACACGCACACGGGAUUAGUGUUGACGGGGAGGCCUCUCGGCUUUUAAGGGCGCGAGUCGAGGUGACGGGAGCGUUUUCUUUUAUUUGGGGUCGUCUGUCUAUCGAGCGACUCAGUGCUCCGAAAGAAGCUUGCAGCUGUCUUGCGAUGGCCGCGAGUGCAUCCAGCCUUGAGAAAGGUACAAAGAAGGGCUCUGCGGAAGGAGCCAAUGUCAAGGCUGGAACGGGGAGUCGCUUUUACUUUUUGCUUUUCUCUGUGACACCCGACGGAAGGAGGAAAACGCAAUUUUCUUCUCUUUCCUUUUUAAAGCUUCACAUUUGUAUUUUAUUGCCGUACGCUCUUCUCUUUUUCCUUUCCUCCAUUUUCGUUCAGGGUGCUCACCUAAUUGCAGGAUUCCCAACUUUUUUUUUUUUCUUUUUGUAGUCCUGCUCCGCUUUACCUGGAUUUCUUAAGGAGGCUUUUGUGUGGCCUGGGUUCGUGUAACUGAAGAAGAUAUGUGUUCGUGGCAUCAGGAUGGAGAGACGCAGGAGUUCAGACCAUCUGGCUCUCGGUAUUCGGUUCGGUGAAGUUUGUCGGGGGACCAUCGCGCGAAUGCGAGAGGUUUUUGGGACGAAUUUUCACGCGACGCAAUGCCUGGCCAUGUGUCGCUUGCCCCGAGCAAGUGUAGUCAACCCGUGACGGCAGACAUUUCGUCAGCACUCCAAGCCUCCUUCCUACCCAAGGUGUUCUUGUCUUGGGGACUUAGUAAAAAGCAUGCCGAUACUCUUCUCACCCACUUCAUUUUCCUUCCUGUGUGACAUCCUCUUGCUUUCCCAACGUCCUUAUCGUAGAGGGGUUAGCACGGCUUCUUUUCGUGUCCCCAUGUGAGCGUGGAGCGUCUGUGAGUCACGGUUGUCUGUGCAUCACGUGUGGGGAGCACUUAGCGUUUAAAAAAAAAAGGUGUGCAUGGGUAUGUGUGUGUGUUUGCACGCCAUGUUUGUGUACUUGUUUGACGCGAGAAACUUGCCAUGGGGGUCUCUAAAUAAACAAAAAAAAGUACAGUGUGGGGAGAGCUGUUGUAAUGUCUUACUGUGAUAACUGACUGUCAUUUCCCUUCUCUGUGUAUUUUUUGCACGCUUUCACCCUCUGUAAAGGCCCAAUUCGGUAGUACCUUUGGCAACACACCCCUUGACCGGCCUAACCACUGAAAUAUGUGGUCAAAGUGGCAUUGUAAAGCAAACCUGAAAUUUGUUUGCGACGAUUAAGUACUCUCACUUUUGCUGCUUUGAUAUACUCGGAGGACGGUGACAAUUUUUAACAUUGGUGUAAACCUUCUGCUGUUGGCACUCGCCAAAUGCAAUGCAGUAUGAUCUUUAGUUUGUUCACUCAAAGCAUUCGGAAGUCCGAGCCGAUCGAAAUUGAAUGAUCUCUAUGUUCACAGCAUUCGAGGUAGCUGUGCCGUGGUAUUGACAACUGCCCCGCAUCACAUUUUGCCAGUUUAAGUUUUCAGGUCGCUAGAGCCCAGGGGUGUGGUGCGCUUCUUUGGAAACUCUCGCGCAUCUCGGCUUGUAAUGCGUAGCCGAAUGCGCAGCUCCUUCCUUCACGUUCUCGUCCCCACUGUGCAUUUCGUACGCGAAAGGAACGGCCUGUGUGUGCGCUGGAAAAAAAAAAAAUGUCUCUUCGGACCAAAGCAUGUACAUACGUCAUUACCAUUCACACUCACUCAUCCAUGUACAUUAUAUUUUGUACUCCUCAUAGCUAGCUAGAAGCAGAUACAAAGACAAAAAGAAAAGGGAGAGAACUGUGUGUGGUAAUCACAAACACUCAGAGUUCUCUCUCUCUCUCUCUCUCGCAGAAAAGUUGUAUUCUUUAAUUGCCUGCUGUCCGAGAAAUCUCUCCGGUCUUGUUCCCUUUAUUUUUUCCUUGAUUUGGCUAGUUCGUGGCAUGCUUUCCCGUUCUUCUGUAUGGCUGAAUCCAAGUAGAAGAGUUGGUACCUUAUUUACUCGAAUCUAGGCGUACACUCUAGAUUCAAAACAAGAGGUAGUCCUUUUGCGUAACAACAAUACGAUAUGCUCAAGCACAAUAGCGCGUGCCAACAAAUUGGUUAUCUCUAUCUUAGCUGAUGUGCUGACAAGCUAAGCUGCUCCCCUCCCCCCGAAAAAAUUCCUGGCUACUAUACUGGUUUGAUGUCUCACAUAGCAGUAGCAGUAAAAACUCAAUUUAAGGUUUCUGGGCUAGUGGGUGGGGUCUGCAGUCAAGGCCUGCACUGGCCUUUGGGGCUCUGUAGACGUCGUAUGCAUCUAAUAAACCUCGUAUUUGAAUACUAGCCGACUUUUGUAGAUCGGGUAAAUACGGUAUCGACAGCUGCUCUGACAUCGUUCACUCGUGCGGUUCACAUUAAGGAGCACUUCUGCUGAGAGCAUUUUCUUUUAAGCUGUAGAGUGCAGGUUUUCAAAUGGCACGACCACAUUGUGUUUUGCUCUUUUCUGUGUUUUGCAUAUUCAUUCUCUCGCCCACCACCACCAGUCUUAUUUUGUUGUUGUGUUUAUUGCAUGCGGUACAUCGGGUAGCUACUGUGGCUCAGGUUUCGCGUUUGUGCGUUCAGCUUUUGAGCGCAUGUAAACGGCGAAUCGUUGCCAUGUUUCGUUUUUUUUUUCCUUACGUUCCCAUUAUUGCUUGUCCUGGUGUGUUCAUUAAUUACCCAGAAUGUCCUCCACUUAGUGUGUUUGCCGAUGUUGAUAUGACUGCCGUGAUUGGUACUGUUGUUAACAAAACAUCCUUCCCCCUUUCCGAUUAUGUCAUUCAUGUGAUGAUGAAACAUACACCUUUUUUUAGUAUGAUCUCAGUAUGUUGCACUUUACUUCGCUUUUUUUUUUCUUUUUGCCCUCCCCCCCCAUUACGGUAGUGACGCUAUUACAUAGGUGGUUGAUUUCUUUUUUUGUUCGUUUUUAAUUGAAGUGUGUGCCGUGUAUUCACAGAAAAAAAAUAUGGGUUGUCGUCACUCCAUGUAUGUUUCAUACCAUUGUAAUUCAUGUUCUGUAAGUGUUACCCCCCCCACAUAGGAACUUUUUGUACACUUGCAAGCCAUUGUAUGCAGCAGCAUUGUACAUAGCGAGGUUAACAGCUACUAUCACAGCCUUGUCGACUUACUGCAGGACAGUUUUCGUUUCCCUCUCUCUCUCUCUCUCUCUCUCUACCCCCUCCUCCUCCUUCGCUAAUUACCUGUUGUUUUGACCUAGGCUUUGGCUUAUCUUUCUUCCCUCUCCACUUUCUCACUCCCACUGCUGACAUAUAUCUGCACAUUUUUUUCCGUAAUUUCUACAUGCCUGUUCUUUUUGCGGGUUCAUCCCCAUACAACUCGCACACGCCUGCGGGCUAGAUCCUGCGUAGUACCUAGGCAUGCCAUUUGUUUUUGUUUUUUAUCCUGUCUGCAAACAAUCUGAUAAAGUGUCGCUUAUCCUUCAAUGUGGCCCAUGUACAUACACGGUGAAAUAUAUACCACUGCAUUAAGUGUCAAAGAAUUUCUUCUUUUAAAAAAAUCUGAGUCUUUCUCAUUAGCUAGCGGUGGCAAAAGUAUGCAAGAAGCACCUCGGUGCGCACGAAGUAUUUGUAGUGGCAACGUGUAGUUGAUGCGUGUAGCUGUUCAUAAAUGCAGUUUUGUGAGUCAGUGACCUUUGCAACCCUCUCCUUAAUUUAGCCCUCCUGUUCUGGCACUAACCCCGCACACACUCUUUAGCUAUUGACGUGCCAAAGAACAAGUGCUUCUCGCGGUAUUGUUUUUUUUUUUUACUUUACUAACACUUUGGCAGCGCCAACAUAAUUGCAGCCAGAUCUCUGGACCUCCACGUUUUUUUUUUUUUUUUUUUAAAGGUUGUCUUGGCGCAGACAGAUGUGUGGGUCAAUUUCCUGCCAUGUACUAUAAUAUAACUUAUUUGUGUUUUUCGUGUUCCCCGGGUACUUUUUUUCCCCUCCUCCUAGUUUGUGAGGGCUUAUGGGCUUCGAAUUCAGAGGAAACUCCUAACAUUAUGCGAGAAACUAGUCGUAAAGACUUGUGCGUCUUACACUACCUUUGGCUUAACCGUUUUUGUAUGGAUGUGACUGGCUGGACCUUUUCUAAAUGGAGAAAUGAAAAAAAAAAAAAGCUAAACAAUAGUGGCUAAAAUGAAAUUGUGGUUUCUGUAUCGUAGGAUUGCUUGAGGUGUAGACCGGACGCGUUCAGCAGAUAUUCGUUUUCCUUGUUGUGCAUUAAGGUCUGAAGAACACAUGGUGAAGUUCUUGGGAGGCAGCAGUUCCAGUAAAAGCAGCUGCUUAGGAUUCGUUAGAUGUUUGUGCAAAUGCUUCUGGUAACAGUCAAGAUCCUAGUACUAGUAGAUUGUAAAGGUGUCCUUGCAGCCACGAUUCGGAGAGAACGCUUCGCGGAUCAGCAACGACUAGAGGUUAAACAUCGCUUUUCCUGAAUCCUAGGUGCAAGAUUGGGUCCAGUUAAUGGUGCUGAGAACAGUGUAGUUAUUCAUGUAGCACAUUAGAUUGAAAAUGAAAGAAAAAGUAAGCUUUCAGGUGCUAAUCAAUUGUUAGAACAAAACCACGAAACAUUUGACAGCGUACAGGCUGCACAGAAGGGCUGUGCUGUACAUAAUCAUCUAGCCUCCCAUUCUGUCCAUAUGAAGGUAGAGAAGCAGUUUGGAACAAAGCUUGCACUUACAUUUCUCACAUAGGCCCCCCUGAUCUGUGCAUCCUUCUUGAGCUGUUCUGAUAGAGGUGUUCAGCUAGAUGUUCAGUGUGGAUGUUCAGCUAGCUGUGGGUGCAGUUGUUCCUGAAGUCACCAUGUUUGUGUUCAGCGGGCAUAUGUAGUGUUGAAAUCUACACCCUUCUUAACUAGUACAGGCACAAGAAGAGGGAGGUGCUCUUUUUUUUUUUUUUUUUAACCAUUUCUUCCUGUUUGCAAACGCAUCCCACUUUCUACAGAGGUCUGUGCGAAGCAGCUAGGAACAAACUAAGAUGUGAUAGGGGGAAAAAAAUAUACUGGAUCCUCUAGUUUAAUAGAAACAGUUUUAUUAAAAGCUAUUCUGUGGUGUAUGUUUGCACUUCAACUGAAGGUAAUGAAUGGUUCACAAGUUUAAUGUGAACCCUAUUACACGAUGCUGGAUUUCGGUUAACUGCAUACCGCUUUGUUCCUCUUGGGCUUAAAGACUGCGAUUGGGAUGCGCAUUUGAAAUGACAAAAUUGCGAGAUUUAGUAGACAGCACACAUCACGGUAACUCGCCCUUAAAGUCUUCAUCUACCUCUUCAAGUAAACGAGACAUUAACGACAGCUUUGCUGUAUCUGCCCCAAGAGAUGCGUAGAGAGUCUGUUUCAAUUAAGAUGACUCUGUAUAUGUGGUCCACCAUUACAAGCUUAGGGUUUGCACUUCUCGCUUAGUGCAGGUUUUUACACGGCUUUUCCCGUAGAUUCAGGAAACGACGGACGCACUUCGUGGUCCGCUGUCGUUGCCGAGGCACAAUUCCGUUUAGCACAAGAGGUGCGUGGGCUGGCGAGGCGAGAGCGCCGCGUUGGCAAGUAGCCUCGUGUACUCUCAGGUAGAGAGCACCACAUGGCGAGAUGAAGGAUUGCCGUUCGUUUGGGAGGAAUCUCCUACAUCUGAAGGGUGUUUCCACUGCCGAAUGUUUAGAAUGUUUAGACUGCUGCCAUCUAAAAACCUCGGGCAUGACAAUCUCGGCCUUCUACCGUCGGCACCUCCCCCUUUAAACAUUUAGUGUUGUUUUCCUGCUCGUAUGUGUCGGAAGUAAUGUUUGCACAUUUUCUCUGGUUACUCUGGCCAGCCAGCCUCCCUCCCGCACUUAACAUUCUUUUAAUUUCUUACAUUUAAGGUAAGGCAAUAGCUUUUGCACCCCCCCCCCUUCUUUGUUUAGUGAUGCUCCUUCAUGGUACUCUUAAAUACACGGACUAGUGCUAUUACUACUAUACUAUUUUACCGUGUUUGCAUAUUUCACUUGUAAUGUAUGUGAUGAAAGCAGGUUCACUUUGCUGUUUUGCCACUCUGUAAUGUUUGUAAUCUUGCCACUAUUGACUUGGCAAAUGUGGUGUUACACUCUACUGUGCCGCUCCCUUCACGCCUUUCUUCCCGCUGUAGAUAAGAAUCUGUGCGUGUUUGACAAAAAAAAUGUAGUCAGUGAAGGUCGUGAUUGUUUUGUCACGCUGUAUCUCCGUAGUGGGCGCUUGCAGCCGAGAAAUGGUGCAAGGAAACAUUCAAAGUUGAGGCUGUGACGAAAUGUGCUACUUUGUAAGUAGCAGGUGGCAUUGCUUCUAGCGCACGCCUUUCGGGAAGAAGAAGAGAAAAAAGUCUGUCUGCUUGCUGUAGUUGGAAAUCAUGCAUUUCAUUCUGAGGAGUCUUGUUCCAGAGCCGUCACACUCUACGGUACUGAAACACCUUUAUCUACCACAUUUGGAGCUCUACUACAAAAGUAGUAGAGUUUUUGUGAAACCUAUUGUGAAAUGGGCAAGUUCCAAGCAGUUGCUUUAUUCCUGCAGACACCUUGCUAUCUUUCACAUCAUUCGUAAGACUGCCUAAGCAUACAACGUAACACCUUGGAGCAUUGCCUCGCAACAGACAAGGAUAUUGCGGCUUUAUUGGCUACCUGGAUAGAAUUGAUACUUGUCUCAAAAUAAUGCCACCGAGGUGUGCAUUCACUUUCAAUCUGUCAGUCGCAUCCCACUCGCUCCACUUCAGCUAUUUGGAGCGUGCAGGAAGCAAUACCUACGACAGUGACAGUUCCUGAGCACGACUCCUACUUGUCGUUGGUUCACCACUUCCUGUAAAUGAACUUGCUGUAAUUUUUGUAAUCGUAGCCCUUGAGGAGGUUGUAACCACAGAAGGUGCUGGUGUUUUUUUAAGAUAAGAAUGCUGCUAUUAAUGAAAUGUGCAGCCAUGUUGCAUCAGACUGGACAAAGAUGUCAAAGUGGUCCACUGAUUACAGAGAAUUGACCAUUAGUGCUUUCACCGGCACGUAAUUACAGCAGAAGCUUCAGAUGACAUAAAGAUUCCUUCAACAUGCUUAGUUUGAACAUGCGAAAUGACUUCAAGCGGCCUUGUGUAGCAGGCACACAGAUUAAAAAAGCGCACAACUUAGGAAGGAAAAGAAAAAAAAUUUGGCUCCUAAAAUUCGCUUUUACCGUACAAGUUUUGCUUGGACAAUGAGAAUGCACUUUCAGCGGAGAAACUUCGUUUAAAGCAUUGAGUGUACUACGGGCUGUUGUUCUGAAACCGAGAUGCUGCUCGAAAGCAUUGAAAAAAUGAACUGGUGGCAUUGUGCCUCGUGCAUUUAGAAAACUAUGGAAAUUUUUAUUUAGAUAUUAAAAAACAAGCUUUGGUGGUGUCUCAUAGCACCCUUUUCAAAUUAAGUUGGCAGAUUCGUGUAACACUUCUGCUGGGGUAAUUAACCGCUGCUAUCAUUCAAACAAGGACAAAACUCCAACUGUGUCUGGCUGUGGCAAUCUUUGUUGCUUGACAAUUUGCUGGUAAUGUUGGCCAGUUUGCAAAGUAAUGGUGUGUGUGCCGCAUUCAUCGUCAAAAGCAGCAGCAUUUGUACGGCUUUGGCCCGAGUCUUCUCGAGAGAAACGAGAGUUCCAUGAAUAUGCAUGGUGCUUGCACAUCUCACAAGCAGCAUGUCACGCCCGUUGAGUAUUGUUUGUCGAGAGCAGAGCCUUUGUAAAACGUCACCCGUAGCUUAUGUGCGCAUGUGCUCUUCGUUGGCGUACCAUUUUAUUUUUCCUCGUGGGUGUGUGUGUGUUUUUUGUACACGACUACUAACAACUGCUGUUCAUCACCACAACUACUACUGUACUAUUACUACUACUACUGUUUGCACACUGCUUAGGUGGAAUGCUCUCCAAAUGUGUAUUAGUCAGCACACUUUUAUGAAUUGGGUGGAGUUUGGUGUUGUGCCUUCCAGGGAAGAAUAUUUCCAUCUUCCUCACAAGUCUCUUGUAGGUCUUUUUCAGAAUGUGCUGUGUACUCGUCCUGUCGUGGUCUCUCUCUUUCUUUUUGUCCUCUGUUGUGAGUGUUCUUAAAUACAGAUUCACAGUGCUCAUUGGUGGAAACUAUGAAUAGAGUUUUGUUUUGGUUUGUUUA
This is a messenger RNA of Rhipicephalus sanguineus (brown dog tick), 9963 nucleotides long. It is a transcript of the gene nmo, whose product is annotated as serine/threonine-protein kinase NLK. The coding region runs from base 281 to 1585 and encodes 434 amino acids. The transcript has 10 exons. Gene Ontology annotation, molecular function: MAP kinase activity; ATP binding. Gene Ontology annotation, biological process: protein phosphorylation; intracellular signal transduction. NCBI's taxonomy places the organism in Eukaryota, Metazoa, Arthropoda, Arachnida, Ixodida, Ixodidae. The record is from RefSeq and is a predicted model, not a curated record. Gene Ontology annotation, cellular component: cytoplasm; nucleus.